Phaedon cochleariae (mustard beetle) is the source of this 1524-nucleotide messenger RNA. NCBI's taxonomy places the organism in Eukaryota, Metazoa, Arthropoda, Insecta, Coleoptera, Chrysomelidae. The record is from the annotation of a GenBank genome assembly.
AUGAAGUACAAGAAACUCUACAACUUCUAUACGUUCCUAUGUACUACCAUAUGGACAACAUUCCUGAUAUCCCAGUUCAUUUAUAUCUUCGGCUCAUUUGACAACAUUGACGAACUCACAGACGUUUCUUAUGUAGCAAUGACUUGUACCAUCGAUUUAAUCAAGAUGCUGGCGAUCUACAAGAACAUGGAUUUGAUAAAAUCUCUGUUGAAGAAGAUGAACAAACCUUUAUUUCAACCAAAAUGCGAAGAACACUACGUUUUAGCAAUGUCAGUGAAGAAGUUCCACAAAACGUUGUUCUACUUCUGCCUGUACAUCGGAUUACAAACGUAUAUCUUCUUCUCUGCCAUUCCGUUUCUUCGAGUAGGUUUAGUACCGUUGACUCAAGGAUGGUUUCCUGUAGAUUUCAGAUACUCUCCAAACUACGAGAUUAUUUACAUUUUCCAGAAUGUGGUAAUUCUUUGGAACACGUUGAUUUUCUUGAAUCUAGACACGUUCACUUCCGGUCUAAUGAUGCAAGUCGGGCUACAAUGCGACUAUUUGUGUGUGACCUUGAACUCUUUGCAUAAGUUCCACGAGCAUCUCAUGUUCAAUGAAAUGCAGCUCCAUAAUAUUGUUUUUCAGAGUGGAAUGAUUUUUUCAUCAGCUUACAACACACCUUGGCUAGACUGUGACAAAAAGUUCCAGAAAAUUCUUCUCAAUUUCAUGACUCAGAUCAAAAGUCCAAUCGGUCUUAAAGCUGGUGGACUGUUCACGAUGUCUAUCAGUGUGUUUGUAUCGCGAACAGCUAUGGCCACCGUGAAAUUCGUUUUGACUGCGGCAGCCAUCUUGGCAACAGCCAGUGCUAGCCCAUCCGCUGUGGAUGUCCUUCAUGACAUCUAUUCGGGCUGCCUGAAGGACUUCGAGGUCAGUUGUGCCAAACCGAAAGCUCUGCACUGGUUGAGCGAAGUAUCAGAUCAACAGCAGAUCAAACUCACUGAAGAGUUGAUGAUUGUGAAGAAAGAUGUCCCAGGACAAGUUGAGGAGAGAGGUUUCUCUAAUGACAUCUUCGAGAAAUUCGAAGAUUUCCUUCAGUCUCACGACUUGUUGAUGAAAGCACCAGCUCUUUUGACAGACAAAGGUAGUGAAAUAGCUGAUCUGGUACCAAGAUCUUUUGUUGCUGAUGACAUCAAAGUACCUCUUGCAGUUACAGGCAGGUCUUCAAAGUUAGUGAAAAAAGUAAUUGUCCCUUUCUUGUUGGGAUUGAAAUUCAAGACUGCAGUUCUUGUGCCUCUAGCCUUAGCCCUCAUUGCCCUCAAGACAUGGAAAGCCCUUACAUUGGGUCUGCUUUCCCUGGUUCUUACUGGAGCUCUAGUGAUUUUCAAGUUCACCAAACCAAAAGUGGUUAACUAUGAGGUGAUUCACUAUCCUCAGCACGUUGAGCACCAUGUAGAACAUCCUCCUACUUCCGGUUGGGAGCAUCCUGGAUAUGGCAGACAAUUGACAGGGAAUGAAAUGGCUUAUCAAGCUCAUUUGGAUAGCUAA